Perognathus longimembris pacificus (Pacific pocket mouse) is the source of this 1956-nucleotide messenger RNA. It is a transcript of the gene Pkmyt1, whose product is annotated as protein kinase, membrane associated tyrosine/threonine 1. The transcript has 9 exons. Gene Ontology annotation, molecular function: protein kinase activity; ATP binding. The record is from RefSeq and is a predicted model, not a curated record. NCBI's taxonomy places the organism in Eukaryota, Metazoa, Chordata, Mammalia, Rodentia, Heteromyidae. Bases 438 to 1913 code for a protein of 491 amino acids. Gene Ontology annotation, biological process: protein phosphorylation.
UUGGAAUUUUUGGCGCGAGCCGGCUCCGCGCGCGUUCACGGGCCGUUCACCCCGCCGGGAGAGCCCUUCACGGGGGCGUCCGGAGCCGCCGCCGGCAGACCCCGGCUCCCUCGACCGUCCUGAAGCCUCCCGUGGCCUCCGCUGACCCGGAAUCUGGGACCUCGCUGCCGCGCCCCGCCCCGCCCCGCGGACCCAGCCCGGCUACCCAAUUGCUCGCCAGAGAUUCCUGCCCCUCUUCCACGAAACGGUUCAGCCGCUGCAUCUGCCCGGGAGGAGCUCACAGUCUAGCCGCUCCGUGGUCAGCCCGUGUGUCUUGUCCAGUGAAAGGGUGCUGUGGCCCCAGGGCCUCUGUGUUCUAGUAGACCUGGCUCUGAGCUCACAGAACCAGGUGUUAUUUAAGAGGUCACACUGCUCUGCACUCAGCCUUCACGCUGGCCAUGCCUGUGCCCACCGAGGGUACCCCGCCGCCCCUGAGUGGUACCCCUGUUCCAGUACCAGCCUACUUUCGCCAUGCAGAGCCAGGCUUCUCCCUCAAGAGACCUGGGGGCCUCAGCCGAAGUCUCCCACCCCGGCCUCCUGCCAAGGGCAGCAUUCCCAUCAGCCGUCUCUUCCCUCCUCGGACUCCUGGCUGGCACCAGCCCCAGCCCCGGAGGGUGUCAUUCCAGGACAAAGCAUCAGAGCCCCUGAAAAGCCCUGGGUAUGACCCCAGCCGGCCAGAGUCCUUCUUCCAGCAGAGUUUCCAGAGGCUUAGCCGCCUGGGCCAUGGCUCCUAUGGAGAGGUCUUCAAGGUACGGUCCAAGGAAGAUGGCCGGCUGUAUGCAGUUAAGCGUUCCAUGUCGCCCUUCCGGGGCCCCAAGGACCGGGCCCGGAAGCUGGCUGAGGUAGGUGGCCAUGAGAAGGUGGGCAAACACCCACGCUGUGUGCGGCUGGAGCAGGCCUGGGAAGAGGGUGGCAUCCUGUACCUCCAGACAGAGCUGUGUGGGCCCAGCCUGCAACAACACUGUGAAGCCUGGGGUGCCAGCCUGCCUGAGGCCCAGGUCUGGGGCUACCUGCGGGACACUCUGCUGGCCCUGGCCCACCUGCAUGGCCAGGGCUUGGUCCACCUUGAUGUCAAGCCUGCCAACAUCUUCCUGGGGCGCCACGGCCGCUGCAAGCUGGGUGACUUUGGGCUGCUGGUCGAGCUGGGUACCACUGGAGCUGUUGAGGCCCAGGAGGGAGACCCCCGCUACAUGGCUCCAGAGCUGCUACAGGGGUCCUAUGGAACAGCGGCAGAUGUGUUCAGUCUGGGUCUCACCAUCCUGGAAGUGGCCUGCAACAUGGAGCUGCCCCGUGGUGGGGAAGGCUGGCAGCAGCUGCGCCAGGGCUACUUGCCCCCUGAGUUUACUGCUGGUCUGUCUGCUGAGCUGCGUUCUGUCCUGGUCAUGAUGCUGGAGCCUGACCCCCAGCUCCGGGCCACGGCCGAGGCCCUGCUGGCCCUGCCCAUGCUGAGGCAGCCAAGGCCCUGGAGUGUCCUCUGGUGCAUGGCUGCAGACACACUAAGUCGUGGCUGGGCCCUGUGGCAGGCCCUGCUCACGCUGCUGUGCUGGCUCUGGCAUAGCCUGGCUCACCCUGCAAGUUGGCUGCAGCCCCCAGGGCCACCGACCACCCCUCCCGGCUCACCAUCCUUCGGCCCCCUCCUGGACAGCAGCCUCUCCAGCAGCUGGGAUGAGGACAGCAUAGGGGGGCCCUCGCUCUCCCCAGAGCCCGUCCUGUCCCGGGCCGCCAGGAGCACCUCCACGCCCCAGGGCAGGUACAUGUGGAGGGACACCCAGGACCUAAGUGAUAUGGACACAGAGACUCCUCGGGGCUCCUAUCCCUCUUUUGAACCUCGGAACCUCCUCAGCCUUUUUGAGGACUCUCUGGACCCAGCCUGAGUUGUGGGCCCAGCUUCAGUGCUUUUAACCAUUUACCCCUUCU